Molecule: messenger RNA, 521 nt
Organism: Sesamum indicum (sesame)
Lineage: Eukaryota; Viridiplantae; Streptophyta; Magnoliopsida; Lamiales; Pedaliaceae
Source: RefSeq, a predicted model, not a curated record
CAUCAAAACUCUCUCUCUCUCUCUCUCUCUCUCUCUCUCUCUCUCUCUUACUACAGUACUAAGUCUUGUGUGUUAAACUUCAUUUUUAUUUUGGUGAGAAAUGAGAGCGGUGAACCAAGCAAGCGGGCCAUCGGGCCUUGAUUGGGACGGUGCUUCACGACGCCCAUUAGGCCUUGUCCAUGCUUUCUUCUACCACUUCUGCUCUGCUAUUUCUUCUUGCUUCUAUGUCUUCUGUUGUUGCUGGCUUCUUGAGGACUGCCUUGUAGGCCGACGUAGUUUCCCCAGCCCUGCUUUCGGUUUUGGAUCUCCGGAGCCACCGCCACCGCCACCUCCUCAUAUUGGGCCUCCACCUCACGGGUUAUUGGGCUCUUCCUACGGCCCACCCGGUUACCCUGGCGAUCGCGGCCCUUUCUGAUUAUGUUCACGAGUUCACUGAAAUAAAUGUUGUCUUAUUGUCUGCCUCUGCUUUUUCUUUUUCUGGCAUUUGUUCCUAUUCAAUAAAAUGAAAUCUUUGGUAUCUA